Oryctolagus cuniculus (rabbit) is the source of this 1128-nucleotide messenger RNA. Its product is annotated as olfactory receptor 7E178-like. Gene Ontology annotation, biological process: G protein-coupled receptor signaling pathway. The record is from RefSeq and is a predicted model, not a curated record. NCBI's taxonomy places the organism in Eukaryota, Metazoa, Chordata, Mammalia, Lagomorpha, Leporidae. Gene Ontology annotation, molecular function: olfactory receptor activity; G protein-coupled receptor activity. Gene Ontology annotation, cellular component: membrane.
AUGAGCACUUCACAGAGAGGCUUAAACCCAAGCAUCAAUGUAUACUUGUACAUUUCAUGGGCAAGAGGUAUAGAAUUCUACUCAGAUGAGCUUCAAGCACUUUGCAGACAUAGAGAGUGCUGGGUGCCUGUUUAUCUGUUUCCUUUUACCAAUCCUACUUUCCUUUCCAAAAGGAGUCCAGGUUGUUUUGAAACACAAAAUCUCACACAGGUCUCAGAAUUUCAUCUCAUGGGCUUUUCAGAAGAUCCAGCCUUGCAGCUUCUCCUCUUUGUGCUGUUCCUGUCCAUGUACUUGAUCACGCUGCUUGGGAACCUGCUCAUCGCCCUGGCCAUCAGCUCAGACUCCCGCCUCCAGACCCCCAUGUAUUUCUUCCUCUGCAACCUGUCCUUGGCUGAUGUGGGUUUCACUUCCACCACGAUUCCCAAGAUGAUUGUGGACAUCCACACUCACAGCACAGCCAUCUCCUAUGUGGGCUGCCUGACACAGAUGUCUCUCUUUAUUAUCUUUGGGUACAUGGAUGAUUUGCUUCUGACCGUGAUGGCCUAUGACUGGUUUGGCACAUUUGUCGCCAUUUGUCAUCCAUUGUAUUACCAGGUCAUCAUGAACCCCUGCCGCUGUGGCUUCUUGGUUUCAGUGUCAGUUGUGGCCAGCCUUUUGGAAUCCCCGAUGCAGAUUUUGAUGCUAUUAAGAGCUACCUGCGUCAAAGAUGUUGACAUUUCUAAUUUCUUCUGUGAACCUUCCCAGCUUCUCACUCUUGCUUUCUCUGACACUUUCACUCAUGACAUAGCCAUAUAUUUUGUUGGCAUCAUAUAUGGUUUUCUCCCUAUCUCAGGGAUUCUCCACUCUUACUACAAAAUCAUUUCCUCCAUUCUGAGAGUCCCAUCAGCUGGUGGGAAGUACAAAGCCUUCUCCACCUGUGGCUCUCACGUGACUGUUGUAUGUUUAUUUUAUGGAACAUCCCUUGGGGUGUAUCUCACUUCAGCAGCCUCACUUUCUUCCAGGAAGUGUGCAGUGGCCUCAGUGAUGUACACUGUGGUCAUCCCCAUGCUCAACCCCUUUAUCUACAGCCUGAGGAACAUGGACAUCAAGAGGGCCAUGUGGAGACUUCUCAGUCAGCAAACUAUUUAG